Molecule: messenger RNA, 1944 nt
Organism: Aspergillus lentulus
Lineage: Eukaryota; Fungi; Ascomycota; Eurotiomycetes; Eurotiales; Aspergillaceae
Product: GMC family oxidoreductase
Molecular function (GO): oxidoreductase activity, acting on CH-OH group of donors; flavin adenine dinucleotide binding
Source: RefSeq, a predicted model, not a curated record
AUGAUUAUUCCUCGUCUUUUUGGCCUAUUGGCCGCCACUGCUGGCGUCGCCAAGGCCGUCAAUAUCACCGGUUACGAGUAUGUCGUGGUUGGUUCCGGUGCUGGUGGUGGUCCACUGGCAGCUCGCCUCGCUCUGGCUGGCCACAAGACUUUGCUGCUUGAAGCCGGUGAUGACCAGGGUGAAACCUUCAACUAUACCAUCCCUGCCUACUCGGCCAGAGCCUCUGAGGAUGAGAAGCUCGCAUGGAACUUCUUCGUUCACCACUAUGCUGAUGAUGAGCGCCAGGCUCGUGAUUUCAAGACUACCUACGAAACGCCCAGUGGCGAACUAUAUACUGGUCUGAACCCUCCUGAAGGCUCGACACUGAUGGGAACACUCUACCCUCGUACUGGUACCCUCGGAGGAUGUACUGCCCACAACGCUUUGAUUGCUGUCUACCCCCACCACUCCGACUUUGAAUACAUCUCAACCUUGACUGGCGACAGCUCUUGGUCGCCUGACAAUAUGCGCAAGUACUUUGCCAAACUGGAGAGGAACCACUACCUGCUCCCCGGAAUGGAGGGUCAUGGUUAUGAUGGAUGGCUCCAGACCGAGACCGCUCCCCUGAGCAUUGUCCUCGAGGACCCACAACUUCUCAGCAUGCUUACCGGUGGUGCCUUUGCUCUUGGUAACCUGACUGACAAUGUCAUCAACAUUGCCACCCUGCUGGCUGGCGAUGCUAAUGCUGAUACGACUACCCGUGAUACUGUUUCUGGCUACUAUCAAAUCCCCAUCUCGACCGAUGACGCUCACCGUAAUGGUGCUCGUGAAUUCAUUAUCGCCGUGCGGGAUGCUAAGAACACCGACGGCACCAAGAAGUACCCUCUUGAUGUUCGCAUGAACACCCAUGUUACCAAGGUGACUUUCGAUGAGACUGUUGACCCGCCUCGUGCUACUGGUGUCGAGUUCCUCGAUGGCCAGCAUCUUUACAAGGCUAGCCCCUUGUCAAAGACCGCCUCUGCCGGUAUUCCUGGCUCCGCUACUGCUUCCCGUGAGGUUAUCGUUGCCGGCGGUGUUUACAACUCGCCCCAAAUCCUCAAGCUGAGUGGUAUCGGUCCCGCCGACGAGCUGAACAAGUUUGGCAUCAAGGUCAUCAAGGAUCUCCCCGGUGUCGGUACCAACCUCCAGGACCACUACGAAAUCUCCGUACAGGGCAAGAUCGAGGAGGACUUCUCCUGCUUGAACGGCUGCACCUUUAGCAUCCACGAUGAGGCUGACCCCUGCAUUAACCGAUGGGAGACUCCUAUCCUGGGUGACCGCGGUAUUUACUCGUCCCCCGGUCUCGCUGCAACUAUGCUGUACAAGAGCUCCGUGACUGCCGAUGAUAGCUUCGACAUCUUCUGCUUCGGUGGCCCGGUCAACUUCCGUGGCUACUUCCCCGACUACAGCAUCAACGCCACCGAUGAACACAACUGGUUCACCUGGGCUAUCCUGAAGGCUCACCCCCGCAACACCGCCGGUACCGUGGCCCUGCAGUCCGCCAAUCCCCUCGACGUCCCCAAAAUUACUUUCAACUACUUCGACACCGGUGUUGGCGACUAUGAUGCCGAUCUCACUGCCCUCUACGAAGCCAUCGACCUUGCCCGUGACGCCUUCAAGCGCCAACUCGUCAAUGUCACCGAGGUUCUCCCUGGUGCUGCCGUCACUUCCAAGGAAGACAUCGAGAACUACGUCAAGGACGCCGCGUGGGGCCACCACGCCUCUUGCACUUGUCCCAUCGGUGCUGAUGACGACCCCAUGGCCGUGUUGGAUUCCAAGUUCCGUGUCCGUGGCGUCUCUGGUCUCCGUGUCGUUGAUGCUUCCGUUUACCCCAAGAUCCCGGGUACUUUCACGGCUGUGUCUACCUACAUGGUAGCUGAGAAGGCGGCUGAUGAGAUUCUAAGCGAGCUUGCUGCUAGCUCUUGA